GAUAGUUUUAUUAUAUAUGGGGAAAUAUAUAAUUUCAUGUAGAUAAUGGUACGAGGUUAGUUCUGUUCGAACCGUCGCAGUGAUUCCGUUCAGCAAUCCAAGAACCCGAUUUUACAGUGUUCCAUCUUCUCGUCAGUGGAUUUUUGAUUGCCUGAGAAUUUGGAGGAAAUUUAUAGAAAAUGGCUGCCUUCGAAAUCCUUUGCGGAUUUAUCGUGCUUUUCCUUGCUUUUUACUAUUACCUGGUGAAACCCUAUGAGUAUUGGGAGAAGCGCGGAAUACCUGGACCCAAGCCACAACUGUUGUUUGGAAAUUUUUUCCCCGUAAUAUUUGGGAGGAUAUCCAUAGGUGAUCGAGUGAUGUCCUAUUACAAACAAUACAAACACGAGCCUGUGUUUGGGUUGUUCGUACGAACGCAACGUAUCCUGGCUAUAAAUGAUCCUGAUUUAAUCAAGACCGUUCUUAUCAAGGAUUUUUCCAAAUUCUCUAAUCGUGGCCUUGCUAUGAACGAAGUGGCAGAACCACUUUCUCAACAUUUGUUUUCCUUGGAAGUAGAAAGAUGGCGACCACUAAGAACAAGACUAUCGCCAACCUUCACAUCGGGCAAGCUAAAAGACAUGUUUUCUCUGAUCGUUGAAUGUUCUAACACUCUGGAGAAAUAUUUGGAAUCAUUGGUAUCGACAAAAAGCUGCAUCGAAGUACGAGAACUGGCUGCCAGGUUCACCACCGACGUAAUUGGCAGUUGCGCCUUCGGAGUCGACAUGAAUGCCAUGUCAGACACGCAAUGUAAAUUCCGCGAUAUAGGAAGGGAAUUCUUCGGUCCUGGUUUGAAGCAGAUAUUAAAAAACAGACUUCGUGAGAAUUUGCCAACAUUUUACACUCUUCUGGGUUAUAUACUGCCACGAGACGAAACCACGAUUUUCUUCACAAACGCUGUCUUGGAUAUGAUAAAGCACAGAAGGAAGAACAAGAUCGUUAGACCGGACUUCAUUAACACUCUUAUGGAUCUGCAGGAUCAUCCUGAGAAGUUGAGCAUAAAAUUAACCGAGCCUUUGCUAGUUGCACAAGCGUUCCUUUUCUUCGUGGCUGGUUUCGAAACUUCUUCGUCAACGAUAGGCAAUGCCCUUUACGAAUUGGCGCAAAAUCAAGAUAUACAGGAUAAAUUACGAGCCGAGAUCAAGGAACAUCACGAGUUGUACGAUGGAAAAUGGCAAUAUGAAAAUAUUAAGAAAAUGCCAAUCUUGGAUGCCGUGUUUAAAGAAACGUUAAGAAAAUACCCACCGGUGACCGUCAUAAUGAGAAAAAGUACGGAGAAGUAUACCUUUGAAGAUAUAAAGCUCACAAUUCCAAAGGACACUAGGAUCUUUAUUCCUUCAUACGGUAUCCACCGCGAUCCAGAGAUUUAUCCGAAUCCUGACGUGUUCGACAUCGAUCGAUUUAAUGAGGAUGCAGUAGCGGCAAGGCAUCCGAUGCAUUAUCUACCUUUUGGCGAUGGCCCAAGGAACUGUGUUGGUGCACGUUUUGCCAUCUUCCAGACUAAAAUUGGACUGAUAAAAAUCCUUCGUACUUAUAAGGUUGAUGUUUGUGAACGAACACAAAUUCCGUAUAUAAAUGAACCACGUACGUUCAUUCUAGCACCCAAACACGGAAUCGAUCUAAAGAUUACAAAAGUUGAAAGUUAAUAAAAUACUUUAUAACCCUUUCGAUAUUCAAGUUAGCUGUCGUAAAGAUAAGACUAUAUCGCGUAGUCUGUAGGAAAAUUUUCUUUCGCCUAAAGCUUCAUUUUUAUGAAUGAUUUUUAAAGAAAUCAAUUAUUAAGAAUCAGUUAUUAAUGAGAGUAAAAUAGCGGAAAGCCAAAAGAAGAUAUUUAAUGAUAUUCUCAUAAUUUAUUUGUAAUUAUUAUCAUAUGCAACGUAAUAUAUCACUUUGUUUCCUUUGGAAAUUAUUACCAGGCUAGGUAAACUUACUGUAAAUAUGUUCUGAUGAUGUACUAGGGGAAAAGAGGAAUGUAUUUUUGUUAUAAGAUUAUUUUAUGAAAUAAAUAAUUUUUUAUA
This is a messenger RNA of Bombus terrestris (buff-tailed bumblebee), 2051 nucleotides long. Its product is annotated as cytochrome P450 6A1. The transcript is spliced from 6 exons. Gene Ontology annotation, molecular function: monooxygenase activity; iron ion binding; oxidoreductase activity, acting on paired donors, with incorporation or reduction of molecular oxygen. The record is from RefSeq and is a predicted model, not a curated record. The coding region runs from base 180 to 1679 and encodes 499 amino acids. NCBI's taxonomy places the organism in Eukaryota, Metazoa, Arthropoda, Insecta, Hymenoptera, Apidae.